UUAGAUUUCUUUCUCAGCUGGGUCCUCACUGUUGCUCUACAACUUAGAACGGCACCUGCUGAGACCACCUCGAGAAGAGGAUGAUCCUAAACAGAGCUCUGAUUUGGGGGAACUUUGCCCUGAUCUCCAUGAUGAGUUUCUGUGGAGGUGAAGACAUUGUGGCUGACCACGUUGCUGCCUAUGGCGCCAGCUUCUACCAGUCCUACGGUGACUCUGGCCAGUACACUUUUGAAUUUGACGGAGACGAGGAGUUCUACGUGGACCUGCAGAAGAAGGAGACUGUCUGGUGGCUGCCUGAGUUCAGCACAUUCGGAGGUUUUGACCCACAGGGUGGACUGAGAACAGUGACUACAGAAGAAUACAACUUGGAUAUCAUGAUUAAACGCUCCAACUCUACUGCGGCUGUCAAUGAGGUUCCUGAAGUGACUGUGUUUCCCAAGUCUCAUGUGGAGCUGGGUCAGCCCAACACCCUCAUCUGUGCCGUGGACAACAUCUUCCCUCCUGUGGUCAACAUCACAUGGCUAAGCAAUGGGCACCCAGUCACAGAGGGUGUUUCUGAAACCAGCUUCCUGUCCAAGAAUGAUCAUUCCUUCCUCAAGAUCAGCUACCUCACCUUCCUCCCUUCCGCCGACGACAUUUAUGACUGCAGGGUGGAGCACUGGGGCCUGGACGAGCCACUUCUGAAACACUGGGAGCCUCAGAUCCCAACUCCCAUGUCAGAGCUGACAGAGACUGUGGUCUGCCCCCUAGGGCUGGCUGUGGGCCUUGUGGGCAUCGUGGCGGGCACUGUCUUCAUUAUCCAGGGCCUGCGCCCAGGUGGUGGCUCCAGACACCAAGGGCCCUUGUGAGUCACACUCCAGGAGGGAAGGUGCACUGACAGUCUUUGAGAAGAGUGGAUGUGCUAGAUGACCGAGCACUGUUCUCUGACCAAGUUCAUUAUAUUCCGUCUCUCCUCCAAUACCCUUCCUCUUAUCUCUUCUCUGGGACUUCAGCUGCUAUUCUCUCAGAGCUCACAAACUGCACGAGUUUACCUCUCAACUCCUGAUAUUUUUUUCUUCUCUCUGUCAUUACCUACCAUGGGAUUCCUGUGAUAUUCCAUCCAUCUACCUAAUUCCUUGCUACCCUGAUGUCCAUGGGAGCAAUAAAUCCCCUUUAUGAGGUCUUUUAUUGAAUUUUUUCCUUUCUUUUAACACAGGGCUGACUAGGACCAUGGCAAAAAAAAAUGGCAAACCCUUAUGCUUCAGGCCCCUUUGACUUUAUUUUCCAGAUCGUAUUUCAUGCUCAGUAACACAGGAGCAACCAAAUAUAGCUUGAUGAUAUCUUGAUAUCUUAGAUGAGGUUAAGAUUUCUCUCUUACCCUGGCUGGUGUGGCUCAGUGGGCUCCCUAUGAACCAAAGGGUUACUGGUUCAAUUCCUGGUUGGGGCACAUGCCUGAGUUAUGGGCCAGGUCCCCAGUUGGGGAUAUGCUAGAAGUAACCAAUCUAUGUUUCUCUCACAUAUCAAUGUUUCUCUCCCUCUCUCCCUCCCUUCCCCCUCUCUAAAAAAUAAAAUAAAUAAAAUGUUUUUCAAAAAAUA
This is a messenger RNA of Artibeus jamaicensis (Jamaican fruit-eating bat), 1575 nucleotides long. RefSeq names its product SLA class II histocompatibility antigen, DQ haplotype D alpha chain-like. Gene Ontology annotation, biological process: positive regulation of T cell activation; peptide antigen assembly with MHC class II protein complex; immune response. The record is from RefSeq and is a predicted model, not a curated record. Gene Ontology annotation, cellular component: MHC class II protein complex; membrane. Gene Ontology annotation, molecular function: MHC class II protein complex binding. The coding region runs from base 81 to 848 and encodes 255 amino acids. Lineage: Eukaryota; Metazoa; Chordata; Mammalia; Chiroptera; Phyllostomidae. The transcript has 5 exons.